AUGGUGGUGUUUACAUUUCUGCUAUUGCAGUUAAAUUAUUCAUACACCAAGGCCACGAUUGUGAGUGCUGUCAUGGGAAGUGUAUUGACGCUGGGCUUAGCGUUUUCUUCGGUUUGCAGAUGUGUUUUUAUGAUGGUGAUGCCGCAACUUUUUUCGGAAAGGGGUCGACAUGCUUUGCUCGUGUAUGCGUUUAUUUUGUGUUUCGCCGGACCUUCGAAAAACACCAUGCACAACACAGGAGUGCUAUCAGAAUCCCUUACGUGUCUACAAGACGAGAUCAAGUCGGCCAUUCGAGCGAUAGUGCAAAUCAUUAAGCGGCCGUUGUUAGCAAUCCGGUCAUCGUUAGCGAGGAUAAAAGUAGAACUGGCCGCGAUGGUGGAGAAAAUGAAAAAAGGAAUGUUGGCCGUCAAAAACACAGUGGCCGAAUUAGUUCGAACCAUUAAAGUGGCAUACGAAUGGUUGUAUAGCAUUAUGAGUAUAUGCAAUAAAAAAGUCGGUACACCGUUUCAGAGGUGCACUAGAGUCUUCGAUAACGCCCUGGAAGACUGUAAGAUUACUGUGCCGUCUUCAUUGAGCUGGAUGUGUUCAAUAUCCUAUGUGAUCUCGCACGUUUGCUACACGGUCAAGUUCCUAGACAGUCUUUGCGAAUUUUUCGAGUUCAUCAACGAAUCGAUAUUUGGCGCCAUAAGGGCCAGUUUAAAGAAUUAUGUGCGACACAUGAAGAACAUGUUCUACGUGUCGAUCGACUACCAGCAUUCGUUCGCAUUCGAGUCGAAGCCAAGUAAGAUGACCAGUGACGUUGUCCGUAACAUCAUAACCGAAAUCAAGUACAGAAUAGAAAAAGCAUUUUUUCUGUUCGAUUGGGCAGGAUCGGUUUUUUCGAUAUUCUUCCUUUACGUUUUCUUCAAGGCGUGGCAGUACAGACGCAAAUAUUUGACGACCGAUUCGUUCGAUAACAAGUACCUUACACAAGAACUAUACGAACUCGACGAAAGAAAGUUAAUCCUCGAACGACCAACCAUCAUGCCAUUGACGAGAUUCGAAAAGAAUAGAUACAUCGAGAGAACUUCCAUUCGGUUGUUGUCCACGGAAAAGACAGCUUUGUUCAGAUCUUUGGCCGUAUUGGUGUUGGCUACGUUUAAAAUUACCGUACAAAUGGCAAUCGACUACAGCCUUUAUUGGAUACUCAGAACUGUCAGGAAAUAUGGCAGACUAUCGUCACAACUAGACCCUCCCAGUGUGCUCGAUGUGAAUGUCGAAGGCGACGGAUUGUUAGCCGAUUUGUACAGGACUAUAAUACACACCUUUCGACCAGUGGCCAAUCAAAUGGACAUGGACACAAUGAAAUGUCUACCGAACCCAUUACCGCCGGAUUAUCAUCGUUACCGGCAGAUCACCACCGUGUUGAUUUUGACGUGGUUUCUGGCGAUAAUGCAACCGUACGGUUUGCGAUUUCGGUCAUACGUAAUGGGAUAUUAUCACCCGGACGUAGCCAGGACCAGAGCGGUAUGGCUUCAUAAUCGCAUUCUUCGAAGAAGGAUUAAUUUCAUUACGUUUGCCCGUCGGUUUCUGCGAAGAAAAUUCGGCUUGGACGGAACCGCCGAGACAUCUGCCGAUCCUUCGUUUCUCGAUUAUGUUUAUUCAAAAUAUCCAUUUCUUGAGCAUAUAUGGCGACGCAAAAAACAAAUAGUUUGUCUGUUGUGCGGUUACAAAGCCAAAGAUUCGGACUUUAAAAAAGGCAAUAUGAUGAAAUGUGAAAACGAAAAUUGCAGAGGAGUUUAUUGUUCCAAAUGUUUCGCAGACAUUAACAACCGAUGUACCCUGUGCAAGAAACCGAUUGAUUAUGGAGACGCGACUGACAUAAGUGAAGAAAAAGAUAGUUCGGAUGAAAAUCAAGAUAAAAUCAAUAAAUUGCCGAAGAAAAGAAAACGUCCAAGAAUCUUUAAAAAACAGACAGUUUCGGUUUACCACACUGUAACGGUAUCGUUGGUCUCCCACGAUUCGGGUGACGAAGGCGACGACGAAAGCUCCGGCGAAGACUCGAGUAGCUCGUGCAGCACCAUAUCGAAUUCAUACGAACACGAUCCGAACUAUGUAAACGCGCCGUUGAACUGUGUCAAUAUGAUUUUAUAUAGCAGCAACGAUUUAAGACGGAGAGGUCCCACACUGAGUGUUUGA
Molecule: messenger RNA, 2178 nt
Organism: Adelges cooleyi (spruce gall adelgid)
Lineage: Eukaryota; Metazoa; Arthropoda; Insecta; Hemiptera; Adelgidae
Product: DC-STAMP domain-containing protein 2-like
Exons: 13
Coding region: 1-2178 (725 amino acids)
Cellular component (GO): membrane
Source: RefSeq, a predicted model, not a curated record